This is a messenger RNA of Scylla paramamosain (green mud crab), 240 nucleotides long. Its product is annotated as NADH-ubiquinone oxidoreductase chain 2-like. NCBI's taxonomy places the organism in Eukaryota, Metazoa, Arthropoda, Malacostraca, Decapoda, Portunidae. Gene Ontology annotation, biological process: mitochondrial electron transport, NADH to ubiquinone. Gene Ontology annotation, molecular function: NADH dehydrogenase (ubiquinone) activity. The transcript is spliced from 3 exons. The record is from RefSeq and is a predicted model, not a curated record.
AUGUUAGUGUGGCUAGUGUUGCUGGUAUCUUUUUCAUCUAUUUCUUCUCCUUCUUGGUUUGGGGCUUGACUCGGGCUAGAACUAAAUCUUUUAUCAUUUAUUCCUCUCAUUGUAACUAAAUUAUUAACCUUAAUUACUUUAGCAGCACAUAAUUCUUCUUUAAUUGGAGCCUUAGGUGGCUUAAAUGUUACAAAACUACGUAAACUUACCGCCUUCUCUUCAGUUAACCAUACAUCUUAA